UUGCCGAUCUAUGACCUUGAAGAAACGCAGGAAGUAGAAGUGACGGUUGUGGACAGUAAUGACCAUUAUCCGGUUUUCGCCGCAAAAUGGGCUCGCGGCGAUCCUAUUGUUCUACUACGUAUUUAA
Gongylonema pulchrum is the source of this 126-nucleotide messenger RNA. The record is from the annotation of a GenBank genome assembly. Lineage: Eukaryota; Metazoa; Nematoda; Chromadorea; Rhabditida; Gongylonematidae.